GCUUUCGUCGCAAACCGAGAUUACAUUGGGACCGCCGCCCACCGUGUGGCUCCGAAAGCAUCGUUGGUAGUUUAUUUGCAAAACCGACGUGCUCAGAAGUGGAAGCUACGGUUGCUAUUCAAACGGAGCAAUCAACUCUUGGGAGACACCGACACUGCUGACCUUUCAAACUGGAGCAAAACAAAAUUAUAACAACGUAAACAAAAUGCCUCAACAGGAGUCAAACUCACAACAAACAUUUCUGGGCUUUGAUUUGAGCACACAAAAGCUCAAGGCGAUUCUGCUAAGCUCCGAACUGAAUGUUGUUGCCUCGGCCGAGGUAAAGUUCGACAGUGAUUUACCAGAGUUUCGAACUACGGGAGGCGCCCAUGCAGGUCUCAAUAAAUUCGAGUUCUUUGUUCAGCCUGUAAUGUGGGUAAAGGCAAUGGACAUCGUAUUGGAUCGACUGGUGAUGCAGGAAGUGGAUCUGGGAACUGUCGUUGCCAUUAGCGGCUCUGCGCAACAACAUGGUUCCGUGUACUGGUCUAAACACGGAAUUGCGGCCUUACAGUCGCUCGAUUCCAAUAAGUUCCUGCAUGCGCAGGUGGACGAUUCGGCUUUUGUGGUGAAUCGCACGCCCAUUUGGAUGGACGCAUCCACAUCGAAGCAAUGCCUAGAAAUGGAAACGGCCAUUGGUGGAAUGACAAAAAUGGUUCAAUUGACUGGGUCCAAGUGCUAUGAACGCUUUACGGGACCACAAAUACGAAAAAUCUAUCAGCAACGCACCCACGCCUACGAGGACGCGCAACGAAUCUCAUUGGUUAGCAGUUUUCUAGCUUCGCUGUUUCUUGGCAAAGUGGCGCCCAUCGAUUAUGCCGAUGGAUCGGGCAUGAAUCUGCUAGAUAUUCGCAAUAAAACAUGGUCAAAGGCUUGUCUCAAUGCUUGUGCUCCCGACCUGGAAGAUCGCUUGGGUAAACCAGUCAGUGGCUUCACAGUUCUCGGCAAUGUAUCCGAGUAUUUUGUGCAACGCUUUUGCUUUUCACCCACAUGCCAAGUCAUUGCCUGCACCGGCGAUAAUCCAUCAGCUCUUGCUGGCAUGAUCGUGGACAAAAACUGGCUCAGUGUCUCGCUGGGCACCAGCGACACGCUAAUGAUGAGUCUCCAAGAGCCCCCAAAUCUGGAACAGGGUCAUGUUCUGUGCCAUCCAACUGAAAUUGAACAAUAUAUGGGUCUACUUUGUUUUAGAAAUGGCUCCUUAGUGCGGGAAGCAAUUAAAAAAUCCGAAGCCCACGGCAACUGGCAGAAGUUCAAUGAGUUGCUAGAGUCGACGCCCCGGGGAAAUUUUGGAAAUAUGGCUCUACAUUUCGAUGAAAUGGAAAUUAUACCCAAGGCAAGGGGAACGCUCCGAUGGAACAAAGACAUGGAAGUCAGUUCUCCAGAUGCCAAAAAGGGUGUAAUCAAAUUUAGCUCGCCUCAAAUUGAGAUUCGUGCCUUGAUUGAGGGACAAAUGCUGCAUCAUCGCGCCAUUGCAGAGGACAUGGGCUUUCUCUUUAGUAGUGAGUCGAAAAUCCUUGCCACAGGCGGUGCCUCGGUCAACAAAUCCAUUCUACAAGUGAUUGCUGACGUGUUCAAUGCACCCGUCUACCAACAGACUGAGAGUGAGGCUGCACUCAUGGGCGCGGCCUAUCGAGCUGCGUAUGCGUGCUAUAUUAAUGAGAAUAAGUCAGAAGAUAUUAAGAGCUAUCGCGACUACAUCCUAAGUCUGACGCCAAACCUUCUAAAUCUCGUUUGCGAGCCGAAUAAGGAUAGCGACUCCAUAUAUGUCCCCAUGCUGCAACGAUAUCGGGACAUGGCGUCAAUCUUAGAAAGCCAAUAAACACAAUCAGCAAAUGUCUGAAGCCCUCCGUCAUAUUACUUUCGCAUUCCUCAAAUGUACAAUUAAUGAACAUUCUAAUCCUGUUACUGCAUUCCACACUCACAUUUUUAUACACAGAUUAUUAUUAUGUAACUCUAAAGUGCAAUUAACAAAAUUACGCUGUGA
Molecule: messenger RNA, 2020 nt
Organism: Drosophila innubila
Lineage: Eukaryota; Metazoa; Arthropoda; Insecta; Diptera; Drosophilidae
Product: xylulose kinase
Exons: 6
Coding region: 206-1855 (549 amino acids)
Biological process (GO): D-xylose metabolic process; xylulose metabolic process
Cellular component (GO): cytosol
Molecular function (GO): D-xylulokinase activity
Source: RefSeq, a predicted model, not a curated record